AUGAAGCCUUUUCCUGCUGCUUUCUCCUUCCUCUUUCUUGCAGCUGCUCUUGGAUUCCAGGCCCAGAUCAUACAUGCAACAGAGACUAAAGAAGUCCUGAAGGCAAAGGAAGGACUUGAACCUGACGAGCUUCCCCUGGGCUUUGCAGAGUCUUCAGACUGCUGCUUCUUCUAUACCUCAUGGAUCAAGUGUUCAAGAUUUGUAUAUUAUUUUCCAACCAGUGGUAGUUGUCUCAAGCCAGGCAUCAUCUUUGUCACCAAGAAGAGGAACCAGGUCUGUGCCAACCCCAGUGAUCAGAGAGUUCAGGAGUGCAUAAAACGCCUGAAGCAAAACCCAAGACCUGGGAGCCAAGUCAUCGUGUGA
Molecule: messenger RNA, 363 nt
Organism: Onychomys torridus (southern grasshopper mouse)
Lineage: Eukaryota; Metazoa; Chordata; Mammalia; Rodentia; Cricetidae
Product: C-C motif chemokine 9-like
Exons: 4
Coding region: 1-363 (120 amino acids)
Biological process (GO): monocyte chemotaxis; positive regulation of GTPase activity; positive regulation of ERK1 and ERK2 cascade
Cellular component (GO): extracellular region
Molecular function (GO): CCR chemokine receptor binding; chemokine activity
Source: RefSeq, a predicted model, not a curated record